Sinocyclocheilus rhinocerous is the source of this 1162-nucleotide messenger RNA. RefSeq lists its product as uncharacterized. NCBI's taxonomy places the organism in Eukaryota, Metazoa, Chordata, Actinopteri, Cypriniformes, Cyprinidae. The transcript is spliced from 7 exons. The record is from RefSeq and is a predicted model, not a curated record. Gene Ontology annotation, molecular function: transcription corepressor activity; DNA binding. Bases 134 to 1075 code for a protein of 313 amino acids. Gene Ontology annotation, cellular component: nucleus. Gene Ontology annotation, biological process: positive regulation of neuron differentiation; negative regulation of Notch signaling pathway.
AGUGUCUUUAACUUUAAUCGAAAUGCCACGAGCGUGAAAGUCAUCAGGCUGUCACGGAUCUGCGCGUGGCCAUGACCGGCAUGAUAAAGAACCGGACGGUUUUUCGGCGAGGAAAACGGCUAAUGGGCGAAAGAUGAGGAGAAAAACAAUAGCAAAGCGCAUCCUGUACAGUGGAUACGAGGCACACGAAGAGACACCCGAAGAAACCGGCGCGAGGGCGAACCACGUCUUCAUUCAAGAGCCGGCGAAGAGGAGAAAAUGGAGAGAACUAAAUGGAGAGGACAUCUCAUCUUGCAACGCUGACUAUGUUAAGUUCAAAACAAAGGCUUUUGAGGUUGACAAGCCCCUUGGAGAUGCAACAAGGGAUGCAAAUUUUACUAUGGAGGUGCUCGGAAGCCUCCAAUCACGUUCAAGGGCGGAGCUUAUCACCAUGGUGGUGAGCAUGCAGAGGGAGAUGGACGGCCUCCGAGAACAAAUCAGAAGCCUUACAGCUUGUGGGAAGUUGGCUCAGACACUUGAAGAGCUGAUCGAGAAGAGUGAUAGAUGGCUGUGCGGCAGCCAUGAAGCUGCAACUCCCAGCAUUCCAAGGGAGCUUGAGAGAAGCAGGCCACCCAGUCACAUUUCUCCUCCAAGGGUGCUUAGUGGAAGAGCAGCUGAAUGUGCAAGUUCAGAGCAGCAGGGGUGUGGUCAGUAUGAGGUCACACAAACAAUGCCUCAAAUGAAUGGAACGCUUCCCGAACAAAAAGUUAUCACUGCUGAUCUCCUGGAGCACUGCAACACAGGGACCACCGCUCAGAAACUCACCAAUGACCUGCUGCGCAGCCUCUACGACAGAGACUGUCUGGCCUCUCACUCAAUCUCAGGCAUCGUCAACAGCAAGCGAGGGAUGCCUAAGCCAGCUCUUCCAGCACAUGAGAUCCAGGCCAUUCUGAGGACAGUGCAGCGGUUCUUCCCUGGAAAGACUGAUUCAGAAAUAAAGGGCUACAUACGACAGAAGCUUCAGAAUGAGGCCAAGAGACUCCGGAAAAGGCCACACCCAUCCAUUGAUCCAUUGGUGGGCUCGUUUGAGAAGUAGAGAGCAAUGUUUGAGCAUUGAGUGUUGACUUCCAUUGGACAUCCCCAGUGAACGUAGUUAGUUGAAGAAUUUAAAAUCAAAUUUAAC